Molecule: messenger RNA, 2086 nt
Organism: Hypanus sabinus (Atlantic stingray)
Lineage: Eukaryota; Metazoa; Chordata; Chondrichthyes; Myliobatiformes; Dasyatidae
Product: claudin-11-like
Exons: 3
Coding region: 176-811 (211 amino acids)
Biological process (GO): bicellular tight junction assembly; cell adhesion
Cellular component (GO): bicellular tight junction; plasma membrane
Molecular function (GO): structural molecule activity
Source: RefSeq, a predicted model, not a curated record
UGAGAGAUCUUUACUCCGGCAGGGAAGCAGUGAGCAGAAAGAAGUGUUUUUUCCUGGAAAUACACGAGCAGAUAUUGAACUGUGGAAGCUUCCUGUUUUCUUAUAAAGAGGCUCUGAGGAGAGAAAAUCCAAGUUGCUUUAUCACUACUAAGCUGGUCAACUGGUUGAAGACGAGAUGAGUUCUGCGUGCCUACAUGUCAUGGGCUUCAUUUUCAGCAUAGUGGGUUGGAUUAGCAUUCUGAUUGCUACCGGCACCAAAGAGUGGGUGCAGGCUUGUUCGAUGCGAGCAAGUGCUUGCCAGCAAUUCAACAGCAUUAAACUACGGGGACUGUGGACGGAAUGCUAUCGAUCAGAUGAAGCCUACCACUGCAAGACGUUAUCCGAUAUCCUCAGAAUUCCAGCCUACCUGCAGGCCAGCCGUGCCCUGAUGGUCACUGCCUCCAUCCUGGGACUGCCCGCCGUCCUCCUCGUGCUGAUGGCAUCACCGUGCAUGCGGCUCGGAGCUGAAAACCAUUCUUCCAAGCACAAGCGAUCCCUGCUGGGUGCCUUCCUCCUCAUUCUGCUGGCAAUCUGUUCAGCAGUAGCCACCAUCUGGUUUCCAGUGGGAGUUCACAAAGCAGAGUACCUGCUCAACUUUGGCUAUUCACUCUUCCUGGGCUGGAUAGGCACAGGCCUCUGCCUGUUUGGAGGAGCGGUGAUUGCCUGCUGCACCGGCCCUUCACCAGAGCCACCAGAGAACCGAUAUUAUUUUGCUUCACAGGGGUCCUCCUCCAUGAUGAACGCAACGCACGCCAAGAGUGCGCACGUCUAAGGAACAAGUGUGUGGACUAGAAGAGCCCUAACAUAUCUCGUGUCAAUUAACUUGUGGCAAAGCACCAAUCUUAAAACACACUAUCUUCUGACAGAAUGGAGGACAGCCAUGGAAAUCAUUCUUCAUGUUGGACAGAGAAAUCAACCCUGGUUUAUGAUUUUAUUGUUGAUUUUUGCCAGAGUACAUUGAGGAAUAGUCACUGAGAAAUAUUGGUUCAUUGUUAUGCAAAUAUCUAACUUCAGAAGUUGAAGCAAGUCUUUAUUUGCUAAGGGGUGGGUGGGUUUCAAAGUUCUAUGUAAAUUUAGUGUCCAAGUUACAUAUAUGUCACCAUAUACAACCCUGAGAUUCACUUUCUUGCAGGCAUUCACACUAAAUAGAAAUUCAAACAACAGAAUCAAUGAAAAAACACACUCGGCAGAGAUGGACUGUCAAUGUGCAAAAGGCACCGAACUAUGCAAAUACAUAAAGAAAUAAAGAGAAUAAUAAUAAUAAGUAAGUCUUAAAAGUACAGAACAUGAGUUUUAGAGUUCUUAAAAGUCAGUCCAUCAAUUGUGGGAACAGUUCAGUGCUGGGGUGAGUGAAGCUGAGUGAAGUUAUCCCCUCUGGUUCAGGAGCUUGAUGGUUGAGUGGUAAUAACUGUUCCUGAACCUGGUGGUGUGGGACCUGAGGCUCCUGCACGUUCUUCCCAAUGGCAGCAGUGAAAAGAGAGCAUGGCCUGGAUGGUGGUGGAUGUUGAGAGGGGUGGGGAAGAGUUCAGGUUAUGGCAUUGAGGCAGAAGAUAGUUUCAGUUUACUUACUGAUCUAAGCUGGCCCUGUGGGUAAAGUAAGCCAGGGACUCAAACAUAAGACAUGACAUUGGAGCGGAAAUAGGCUAUUUGGCCCAUCUAGUACAUUCUGGCAUUCCAUCAUAACUGAUUCACCAUCCCUCUUAAGCCCAUCCUCCAGCCUCCUCCCAGUAACCUCUGACACCCUGAUUCAUCAUGAACCUAUCAGCCUCUGCCUUAAAUACACCCAAUGACUUGGCCUCCAUAGCUGGUUGUGGCAAUAAAUUCCUUAGGUUCCAAGAAAUUUAUUUUCAUCUCUUUUACAAAGGGUUGUUCUUCUAUAAUGAGGCUGUGCCCUCAGAUCCCAGAGUCCUCCACAUUAGGAAACAUCCUCUCCUCAUCUAUUCUAUCUGUACCCCCUGGUGCAGACUCCCCCACUGUAGGAAACAUUCUCUCCACAUCCACUCUAUAUAUACCUUUCAAUAUUCAAUAGGUUUCAAUGAGAUUCCCC